GCGCGCCCGCGCGCGCUGCCUGACCCGGAAGUGCUGUUUCUUCAGGGAGCCUUGGAAGGGUAUCCCGGAGCACUGGAGUGUACAGGUGGCGGCGGUGCGUUGUCAGUAUGCAGCGGUUACUCCUUCCGCCGUUGAAGGCCGUGAUGUGGAGCGGGUGUGUACGGCUCCUGGUUCCUAGGGUGGCUCCAAAGGCCCAGUGUGGUUGCAGCUGUGGCAUCAGGCGCCAUCUGAGGCCAGGGCAAUACAGCACCAUUACUGAAGUGGCUUUGCAGUCUGGAAAGGGAACAGUGUCCCUUCCCUCAAAGGCAGCUGAGCGGGUAGUGGGCCGAUGGCUCCUGGUCUGCAGUGCAACAGUGGCUGGAGCAGUAAUUCUUGGUGGAGUCACUAGGUUGACAGAGUCUGGCCUCUCCAUGGUAGAUUGGCAUUUAAUAAAAGAGAUGAAGCCACCUACAAACCAACAGGAAUGGGAAGCAGAAUUCCAAAAAUACCAGCAGUUUCCAGAAUUUAAAAUCUUGAAUCAUGAUAUGACACUGGCCGAAUUCAAGUUCAUCUGGUACAUGGAGUACUCACACCGUAUGUGGGGUCGUGUUGUAGGUCUUGCGUACAUCCUGCCUGCUGCCUACUUUUGGAGAAAGGGCUGGCUCAGUCGUGGCAUGAAAGGCCGUGUCCUUGCUCUCUGUGGCUUAGUCUCCUUCCAGGGUCUGUUGGGGUGGUACAUGGUGAAAAGUGGAUUAGAAGAAAAACCAGAUUCCUGUGACAUCCCUCGGGUCAGUCAGUACCGCCUUGCGGCCCACCUGGGGUCAGCCCUGGUUCUUUAUUGUGCCAGCCUGUGGACCUCCCUCUCCCUGCUGCUUCCUAAGCACAAGUUACCUGAAACCCGCCAACUCGUAUGGUUGAGACGAUUUGCUGGUGGAACAGCAGGUCUAGUAUUCCUGACAGCUCUCUCAGGGGCUUUUGUGGCAGGACUAGAUGCUGGUCUGGUUUACAACUCCUUCCCCAAAAUGGGAGAAUCCUGGAUCCCAGAGGACCUCUUCACCUUCUCCCCCAUCCUGAAGAAUGUUUUUGAGAAUCCCACCAUGGUGCAGUUUGAUCAUCGGGUUCUGGGAAUCACGUCUGUCACUGCUGUUACAGCACUUUACUUCCUGUCCCAGAGAAUCCCCCUUCCUCGACGGACUAAGAUGGCAGCAAUGACGCUGCUAGCUUUGGCGUACACACAGGUGAUCUUGGGCAUUAGCACUCUGCUGAUGUAUGUUCCAACUCCUCUGGCUGCCACUCACCAGUCAGGCUCUUUGGCUUUGCUUAGUGGUGCCCUUUGGUUUAUGAAUGAACUACGAAGAAUUCCCAAAUAAUUUUAAAGAUCAGCUUCUUAGGACUGAAACUGCUUUUGAGAGCUCAUCAGAGAACACAACUUGGGUUUUCCUGUGAGGAUGACAGGCCAAGUGGUUUCCAAAUUGGUCACAUGAUUUAAAACUGUUUGCCUAUUUUGAGAUAGUCACUGGCUUAAGAAUGUUAAGUAUGGUUAAGAGAUUCCUUUUUAAAUGUUAUACUUCACAUUGAAAGUCGAGUUUAUAGGAAAAAAUGUCUACUUCUUAUUAGCCUUAUCUCAGUUUUUUGGCAGGCUCGUGGUUAUACAAGCAUGGUUUCUGUUCCUUGAGCCAGUGUCCUCCUCACUAGGGUCCACCUGUUGGAGACAGUAAGAUAGCAGUUCCCCAGUCAAGAGUUUAUACUUUUUUUUUUUUCCAUUGGUACCGGGGAUUGAACUCACAACCACCUGCUUGCAAGGCAGGUGCGUAUGCCGCUGAGCUAAGUCCCCAGCCCCUAGAAGUAAGGUUAAGAGGUUUUUUUUUUUUUUUUUUUUUUGUCUUUUUCCUUUUUAUCGGUACCGGGGAUUGAACUCACAACUGCCUGCUUGCAAGGCAGACACUUAUGCCGCUGAGCUAAAUCCCCAGCCCUAGUCAAGAGUUUAAACUGUAGCUCAGCACUGGCCUGUUGCUAAAGUCUGGGGUUAUCAGAUCUUCUUGUUUUGUUUUUUUUUUUUUUUUAAGAGCCAAGUUUUAGAUUUUUAUAUGGAAACUCUUAAUUAAAUACAAACUAAUUUCAAGUUUUUAAAAAUGUUAACAUGACCUGUUUGUAGUAUCUGAACUAAAUGAUCUCAGUUCCCUUUCAGCUCUUAAUUUCAGUAAGACCCAGUGUACAUUCUCAGGUGUUCUUAACAAAUAAAGAUAGAUAGUUGUCUGUGAUGUUCCAAAAGUCCCAGCACUUGAUGGGCUUAUUGUUAUGCUUAGACAUAAUUCCCAAUUUCUGUCACAUUAGAAUCUUUUAGAAAUCUCAAAGCCCAAACUUCACCCAAAAUAAUUAAGUUACAGCUGGGAACAAUAGGAGGCUGGAUUUCAAGUUUUCCAAGUGAUACCAAUGUACAUAUAAGUGGGGACCACUGGCCAUUGUUUCACAGCCUGCUUACCUUAGAAAGUUCUAACCAUUCUAUUCCUUCCAAAAUUCCAUCUACUCUAGCUCACUUACUGUGCAUAACAGUAUAUUAUCUCCUCUAGAUAAUAGAAUUCCUUAAAGAAAAGGAACUGCAGUUACUGGGGCAGGUUCUUGAUCUCCUAACCCUGAAAUCCAGGUUCUCCUUGGUCAAUAACUGAGACAGCAGUGUGAGCAGUAUGAUGCAACCCAAAGAACAGAAGACUAAUGCUUUUACAGUUUAAAAAGUGGCAACCUAUGAGUAAGUUCAAGGUUCACUUUACUUCAUUUUUGUUUUAUUACAGUUGAAUAAGUUUGGAAAAACAUCUUAUAUUUAGCUAUGUAACUACAUUAUGCAUUCUGUGAGCUCCUAGUGAACAGAAAUUGUCUUAUUGUGUUAUUCCCAGAGCCAGUAGACACAUAACUGAGUGGAAUGAUUGUAUGAAUUAAUGAAAAACUAUUACUGAUUGAUAUCUCAAAUACCUCUGUAAAAAAAAAAACCUCUGUAAAUCACAUACCUGUAGGUUUAAAUGAUUUUCCCUUAAUAUUUUCAAAGGUCUUUCAACAAUUCUUGUUAAAUAUGAAGGAAAUUAAAACAUGUUUAACUCAGUCAACUCAAUUUUUUCUCUUUGACAUACCAACAUUGACAUAUGCUGUCCACUGUGGCAGGGAUAAUGAUUUGCAAUUGUCCAGUGAUGCUGAAUGUAAAGAUAACAUUGAUUGAUACUGGUUUUAGGGAACCAUUACCUGGAGCUAUUCUUUUGGUCUUGGGAUGAGUGGUUGAUUAAAUAUAAGCAUUUGUAACACA
This is a messenger RNA of Cavia porcellus (domestic guinea pig), 3271 nucleotides long. RefSeq names its product cytochrome c oxidase assembly protein COX15 homolog (gene Cox15). The coding region runs from base 108 to 1349 and encodes 413 amino acids. The record is from RefSeq and is a predicted model, not a curated record. Gene Ontology annotation, cellular component: mitochondrial inner membrane. The transcript has 9 exons. Gene Ontology annotation, molecular function: oxidoreductase activity, acting on NAD(P)H, heme protein as acceptor. Gene Ontology annotation, biological process: heme A biosynthetic process. NCBI's taxonomy places the organism in Eukaryota, Metazoa, Chordata, Mammalia, Rodentia, Caviidae.